This is a messenger RNA of Spizellomyces punctatus DAOM BR117, 1445 nucleotides long. RefSeq names its product protein disulfide-isomerase domain. NCBI's taxonomy places the organism in Eukaryota, Fungi, Chytridiomycota, Chytridiomycetes, Spizellomycetales, Spizellomycetaceae. The record is from RefSeq and is a predicted model, not a curated record. Gene Ontology annotation, biological process: response to endoplasmic reticulum stress. The transcript is spliced from 8 exons. The coding region runs from base 1 to 1335 and encodes 444 amino acids. Gene Ontology annotation, molecular function: protein disulfide isomerase activity; protein-disulfide reductase activity. Gene Ontology annotation, cellular component: endoplasmic reticulum lumen.
AUGACUGUGCCGCAAUACGAUGGCACCGAUGAAAGGCAGUGCUGUUGGAGGCUCUGGGACCUUCCCACCUUUGAGGAUUUGCACAAGAUGAAGGUGACUGGAGCGCUGGUUUGGCUGCUGGGGGUGGUGCUUCCAGCCGCCAAUGCCUUGUACUCGUCAAAGGACGCUGUUAUUCAGUUGAAUCUGAAAAACUUCAAAAAGGAGGUGCUCGACACGGAGCAUGUGGUGAUAGCAGAGUUUUUUGCUCCGUGGUGUGGACACUGCCAAAGAUUGGUGCCCGAGUAUAAAAAGGCAGCAGAGAAGCUCAAAGGACUCGCCAAAGUGGUUGCAGUCGACUGUGACGAUAAGCAGAAUCAGCCUCUGUGUAGCCAAUAUGGUGUUCAAGGCUUUCCCACUAUUAAGAUAUUCCCUGGUGGUGUAAAAGGGUUACCACAAGAUUACCAAGGUCCGCGAACCGCCAAGGCGCUCGUUGAUGCUGCUAUUGCAAAGAUCCCAAACAACGUCCUUCAGAUUGGAGGUAGUGGAAAACGAGGAAUUGAAUAUGACGCAUUCCUAGCGCAGCAGGCCGGAGAACUGGAUAAAGUGAUUCUUGUGUCCCAAAAACCAUCAACGCCACCACUAUACAAAGCUCUGUCUACCGAAUAUAAGAACCGCCUCAUCUUGGGAGAGGUCAAAUCUUCAGCAAAAGACAUCAUCGAAAAAUUGAACGUGACGAACAUUCCCUCUGUCAUUUUGAUCCCCAAAGAUUCCGGUCAGCCUAUCCUCUAUGAAGGGCCUUUGAAGCAUGCUGGUUUGGUGAAGUUCUUGGACAAGUAUGCGCUAGCAAAGAAGGGCGCACCAUCUGAAAAGAAAGCAGGGGAAAAGUCUUCAAAAAGCGAAGCAGAAGUACCGAAGCCGAUCGAGGUAACAUCUCAGUCAACAUUUGAUGCAGAGUGCGUCGAAAAGUCUGGCUUUUGUGUCCUCGCCUUCUUUGCCGUCGAACCAGAAUACGAGGAAAGCGUCAAGGAGCACACUAACAACCUGUCACUACUUGAAGACAUUGCCAAACUCCACCCAGGAUUCCGUUACUUGUGGUUUAACGCGCUUGAUAAGGGAAAGAACUUUAUGCGCACGGUCCAAAUGAGCGACUCAUUGCCGGGACUAAUGGCCUUCAACGGAAAGAAGAAAGCAUACAGAUUACUCACCGGCCCUUUUGACAAGGACGCGAUCAACGAGUUUCUGACCGAGGUAUCAAAUGCAAAGGGGCGAUUCUUCAAAUUGGAUGUGCUGCCUAAUUCGAUAAGGACCCUUAUUUCGAAGAGACGAUACGUUGACCUCCACUAUGUCGCGACAUAACAGGAAGAUUCAGAAAUGAAAAACUCCAAUACGAUAUAUUGGUAUAUUGAAGUUUCAUGUAAGGGAGAAAUGUCCCGAAAUGUUCAGUAAAAACAAUCUAUGUACAGAUG